AGUAUUCCAAGAAUGGUGAGUUAGUACCCGCCGGCCCAAAUGAUGUGCACGGGCCCGGUUCUAACCUGGAUUUUACCUUCUAAUCACUGAUCUUCCUAGCACAGUUCCGGCUAAUCCAAGGCUCCCCUCUGGAAGAUUUCAAUUUCCGAUCUCAAAUCCCCGAUGAAGAUAGACGCCGGUACUCAAUCCCUUCCGGAGUACGUAAUCAGAGACAUUCUCAGGCGAAUUGACGUGAAAUCCCUGAUCCUAUUCCAAUGUGUGAGCAAACAGUGGAAAACCCUCAUCAACGCCCCAUCUUUCAUCGCCGAACACCUCCGCCGUCAAUCUCCCUGUCUUCUUUUCCGAGGGGAAACACAUCGGAAUUUGCAGUUAGGUCUACUCGAUCGCGAGAUGCAGGCCCGGGAAAUGCAAGUGCAGCCUUCGGUUUUUGAACUUGAAUCUCCUAAAAUCGUGGGUUCCAGUAAUGGCUUGCUCUGUUUGCAAAUCAAAAAGGAAUUGCAUCUCUCCACCCUUUUGUUGUGGAAUCCAGCCAUUCGGGAGCUCCGAAUGAUACCCAGGGUUGGUGGGUAUUGUUCGUGGUCAAGCGUAGGGUUUGGAUUCAGUCCCAUUAUUAAUGAUUACAAGGUUUUGAUGAUUCGGAAGACAGAUCAUUACAAUAGGACUCUUCAUAUGGAUGUGUAUUCGUUAACCUCAGGAUCAUGGAAAUCAAUAGAUAAUAACAUCUUAGAGGGCAUUCGUGUAAAGGGCACGAAUGUGACUGCAAAUGGAGUUAUGUUUUGGCAUGUGGGGAAUGAUGAUGCCAAUAUGAUACUUUCAUUUGACAUAGCAUUGGAAGUGCUCACGUUAAUCCCAUUUCCAGUCAUUGCAAACCAUUAUUUCUGUUUUAGGCUUGCGGUUUACGAGAACAAACUCGCUAUGCUUGUUGAAAAUCAUUCUUGGAACCCUGAACCUAUUGCUUUGUGGGUGAUGGACAAAGGGGAUGAAGCAUGUUCAUAUGGUGAGGGAUGGAGUUGGGCUAAGAGAUGUAACGCCGCCAUUCCUUGCCACGUAAAUCCCUUGAUGAUUUGGAAGAGUGAAAUCGUGUGCGAAGUGUCUGAAAAUGGGAAACGGAGAAUUGCUCUCUUCAAUGUCACUACUAGUGAGUUUCAUAUGAUUGAUAUGCAUGACUCCGAGUUUAUCGGUUUUAUGCGUGGCUUCGAGUGUAUCGAUUAUGUGGAAAGUCUUGUGCCAGUAGGGGGAAAGAAGUUGUAUGCAACAUUUGCUUAGGGCACGAAGAAGUCGUAAGUGGUUGAGACUAAUGAACCAAAACUCACUCGUCUUAUGCAACCCGAUGUAGUGAUUCAAACGGUAAGAAUCCUUUUCCCCAAAAUUUUAGUUAUAACAUUGUUGUUUAAGGAAUAGUUUGUCUAAGAUUGGAGGGUAAAGAUGAAAGAUGUGUUGAAGUUAAAUUAGAACUGGAUUGUUUUCAACACAUCAGCUAUCUUUAAUUAUUUCAAGGGUCAUCUAACAAACUCUCUCAUAUUUU
Messenger RNA from Cuscuta campestris, 1525 nucleotides. The record is from the annotation of a GenBank genome assembly. Lineage: Eukaryota; Viridiplantae; Streptophyta; Magnoliopsida; Solanales; Convolvulaceae.